CAGUCAUCUUUUGAGUCGUGCAGAAUUGUGUGGGUGUAGAGACCAAUGCAUACUAUUCUUCUUCAGUAUAUCCAACAGUUCAUGUGUUAAAUACUUUUGUUAUGUCAGAAAGAAAUCCUGAAGGUGGAUAUACUCGCAACAGAAGGGAAACACCAGACAUAUCGGAAGACGACCAGUGGUUACAACGACUUCGGGUUGUCAGAGAGUUGUGGUUCUUACGCGAACAGGCUAGAGUAAGAGCAGUAGGGCAAGAAUUUCUUCAGAGACUAGAAAGAGUUGUCCGAGAACAUGCUGCCCAAGUUACUACUUUAGUGAAUAACAGCAGCUCAAGAACAAAUGUGGGUACGUAUUCACUUUAUCAUUUUUAUUUUCAUAAAAAGAUUCAAUCUUUUGUUCUUGGUAGGAGAAAACAACGUUGCAACUGCGGAUGGAGAGACUGGACAACAAGAAGCGACCUUAACUAUGGUUUGGAACCCCAUGUUGAAAUUCCAGGUGUUCCUCAGGAGCACUCAGUAUCCACAAGUGCUCCUUCCACACAUGUUCUCGAAGUCUUUCCUGGUCGUUUUGAUGAUCUAUCCAGUCGCAUGAGAGCAGAUUCUAGAGAUAAUAUUCAAGGAAGACAUGUCGUUUCUAAUACAUUGGAAUCCCGCUUUAGAGAAGAUUUGGAACGUCUAUUGCUUGGAAGGUUAAGAAGUCCAGACUUUUUACCUCCACAAGUUUUGAACAGAAACGAGCAUGAUAUGCUAUUAUUUGGAGAUGACCAAGACUGGAGACAUGACCCUGAAAUAUCCAAUGAGCAUUCUUCUCAUGAAGAUGUAUCGAUGGAACGGAAUAUCGAUUAUCUGAAGAAGGCUGUUCAGAUUCUUCAAAGAGAUGUUGCAUCCUUGAAGAAUAUUGUAAAUGCAUCUUUUGAUAUUCAAUUGGACAUUCAGCGUUCCAUCAGACAGGAACUGGCUGGAGUCUUAAGUGGUUGUUCUUCCACAGAGAGCAAUCCAAAGUUAUAUUCUCAAUGGAAAGCGAGUGAGAAGAAUUGUUUGAUUGAGGGAACCAGCUUUUCUAGAGGUGUUUGUGUGAUAUGUGCAGAUGCAGCUGCCGACAGUUUGUUAUAUCGUUGUGGUCAUUUAUGUACUUGUGCCAUGUGUGGAAGACAGUUGAUUGCAACAGGACAGGUAAGCAUUCCAACCACGAGUUGAAGGAAUUCUAUAAAGUGCAUAGUCAUGUC
This is a messenger RNA of Galdieria sulphuraria, 1222 nucleotides long. RefSeq names its product protein binding protein / zinc ion binding protein. Bases 102 to 1193 code for a protein of 363 amino acids. The record is from RefSeq and is a predicted model, not a curated record. Lineage: Eukaryota; Rhodophyta; Bangiophyceae; Galdieriales; Galdieriaceae. The transcript has 5 exons.